CGUUUUAUUAUAGGCAACUCUUUUAACACAUUCAAAAUUAUAAGUUGGCUGUUGUUAUGAAAACGUAAGUUUUUGAACAACACAAUAUAAAUAACGCUCCAAAACAAUCUUAGUGGACUCUGAAAUAUUAUAUAUUGAAACGCAAUAUCUCCAGCAUCAUGAAUUUCCUUACUUCUCUCAAGUUAGUCCGCAAUUUUAGAGCAGUUUCUCGCCAUUUGACAUCUAUUCGCAUGAGCAGCCAAGUCAUUGAACCUCCAGAUGAUUACAUUGAGCUGCCAAGGAGGGUUCACAGAGGUGAUGAGGAUCUCGUCACUCGCAAAUCGCGCCUCUUGUAUCAGUCACGCAAACGCGGGAUGCUAGAAAACGACUUGCUAUUGAGCACAUUUGCUGAUAAAUAUCUACAAGAUAUGAGUUAUGAGGAGGUGGAAGAGUAUGAUAAGCUUAUUAAUCAACCAUCAAAUGAUUGGGAGAUCUUCUAUUGGGCUACUGGUGUCAAACCAGUGCCUCCAGAGUAUGACAACUACACUUUUAAGUUGUUCAAGGAACAUACAAUGAAUUUAAAGAAAGAGGUCAGAUUACGGCAACCUGAUGUCAAAGAAAUGAAGUAAUUUGUGAAUGAAGGAUUGAUGAUGAUUGUGGAUGAUCAAGUAUUUAUAUUAAAGUAUCUAAUGUGUGAUAAUUUUUCAUUAUUGUUAUGAAAUAUGAAUUGAUGGUUGAAAA
Messenger RNA from Dalotia coriaria, 720 nucleotides. Its product is annotated as succinate dehydrogenase assembly factor 2-B, mitochondrial-like. Gene Ontology annotation, cellular component: mitochondrion. The record is from RefSeq and is a predicted model, not a curated record. Gene Ontology annotation, biological process: tricarboxylic acid cycle; mitochondrial respiratory chain complex II assembly; mitochondrial electron transport, succinate to ubiquinone. NCBI's taxonomy places the organism in Eukaryota, Metazoa, Arthropoda, Insecta, Coleoptera, Staphylinidae. The transcript is spliced from 2 exons. Bases 159 to 608 code for a protein of 149 amino acids.